Molecule: messenger RNA, 4878 nt
Organism: Cutaneotrichosporon cavernicola
Lineage: Eukaryota; Fungi; Basidiomycota; Tremellomycetes; Trichosporonales; Trichosporonaceae
Exons: 7
Coding region: 1-4878 (1625 amino acids)
Biological process (GO): protein polyubiquitination; DNA damage response
Cellular component (GO): nucleus
Molecular function (GO): ATP-dependent chromatin remodeler activity; ubiquitin protein ligase activity; ATP binding
Source: RefSeq, a predicted model, not a curated record
AUGUCCGACUCCAUCCCGCCGGCUCUGACUAUCCCAGCCACGUCACAAUGUCAAGUCCACCUCAAGCAGUCUGACUACGACCUUGGUCAGAUCCACCCAGCAGUCAAAGCCGCGCUAGCGGGAAAUGUUCCUGAUCAAGCACCAAUCCCCGUCAACCUCGCCCACAUACAUACCCUCACCAUUCCGGCCUUACUUGCAGCGCCCGAUACUCAUGUCGAAUACCCCACGGGUCUGCGUGAGAACGAGGACCGCGGGGUUUAUGAUGCAAUCGUCAACACGCUUCAGAAGUUGACCGACGCUGGCACGCCCACGACCUUAAGCCUGCCGACCGAAGCGUGCGUCCACCUUCCUUUUGACUUCCUCAAGCUUAACAAGGAGAAGCGCACACGUGCCAACCAGCGCAGCCCCGACGUAUUCCUUCCUGGCGCCCGCAAAGCCCUAGUCAAGUUACCUGCCGUGCACGGGUAUGCUGGACGGACCUUCCUCGUCAACACCGUUGCAUGGGACAACGUUCACUGGCUCCACGCGGCCCUGGCGCUCGACCCCGACGAGUCACCGACGAGGAAGGGCGUUUACCGAGACGACAUUAAACGAGUAGUUUUGCGCACCGGUGUGAAGAUUGUUUGGUUCCCUGGACCCACCAACGAGAGUGACAUCGAACUGCGCUUCCUGAUCAUCAUCGACGCAUAUUUGAACAUGGACACCAUCGAUGGGCCCCGCCUUCCCGACGUUGGCGCAACUCUCUUCGGCGUCGUCCUCACCACAGCAUUACCCUCUGAUGCUGAAGCCGGAUCGCGUGAUACAGUGGAGAGCUGGUUGGCUGCUCGAGCCUCCGCUCUCAAGGGCUUUUACGACUGCCUCCAGCCUGCACCAGACCAUCCAUACAGCUUUGACGUUCGCAAUCUCCAGCCUCACGAUCUUGCCUGCAAUCUCCUCCCGUUCCAGGCGCGCACCGUUCGGCUCCUUCUCGAACGUGAGGGAGCACCGUUGUGCAGAGAUAUCUUACCGCGCGAGCCCAAGGGCCAGUGGGCUCGGGUUCAUUUCGAUAAUUUUGGCGAUUACGCGUUCCGCCGCUUGACCGCCGACCUACGACCCAUCACUGCGGACCCGAAAGGCAAGGGCCGGAAGGGAUCCCCCGGAGUCGACCCCGGCUUUACAGGCUUACCCACCCUGUUUAACCUUUCCAAGGUGCGCGGCACAAUGCUGUGUGAGGAGAUGGGCCUUGGCAAGACCGUGGAAGCCAUCGCGCUCAUGGUCCUUCACCGCCACCCCCUCUCAACACUGCGGACCCUUGCCAUUCCGCCCGCGACUCUUAAGUCGCCUCAUAUCGACCUCCUGAACCCGCCUGAGGAGUACGCGCUCCCCGAGUUACAGGAGUGGAUCGACAAGGAGCACAGUGCUUUCGCCAACGCCGUGUCAUGGUCGGAGGAGUCGCAGUUGAACGUCGCCGAGGUGGCCGCCACGCUGGUGGUCACGCCGUUACCACUCCUUCAGCAGUGGGUGAGCGAGAUGAAUACUCACGCCCCAAAUCUCCGAAUCUGCGUCUACCCGGGCUGGAAAGCGUUGAUCACUCAACUCAGGGCCAAGCGCAAGGAGAUUGCUAAGGCUCAACGGCAGCGCGAGGUCGAGAGUCUCAAGCGCAAGUCGAAGAAGAUGCGGAACAGCACUAGGCGCAAGUACGCCAAGGGUCGCAAUAGCGAGCGAGUCGAUGUCGAGAUGGAGAGCAGUGACGAGAGCGACGAUGAGGACGAGACUGGGAACGAUGGGGCGCACUCCACCCUUCUCGCUCUCACUCAACAGGCCUUCCUUGAUUAUGUUCGCGGACACGACGUUGUGAUCACCACAUACCAGACACUCGGGGAGGAUCUGACAGUUGCCAAUCCCGCACCAGUCCGCAGUCGCCGCUCCACGGCAAAAUACAACCUUGAGGAACGCCCUCGGAGCCCUCUGGUAAUGUGCGAGUGGUGGCGUGUGAUCAUGGACGAGGUCCAGCUCCACGGCGACCAGAGCGCAGCCGCUAACAUGGUUUCCCUGAUUCCGCGCAAGCUCUCCCUCGCCAUGUCGGGAACACCAGCGCGGUCCGACAUCAAGGAUCUCAUGGGCUCGCUGAGCUUCCUGCGCGUUCCCAUAGGUGAUAGCACGAUGUGGCACCGGCUCAUGCAACCGGCCAACGCGUCCGCUUUCCACGGACUCUUCCAGGCCAUCAGCGUCCGCACCACCAAGGCCGAGGUGGCCGGCGAAUUCAACCUUCCUCGGCAAAAGCGCUUCGUCGUCCCGAUCCAGCUGUCCGACAUCGAGAUGCACUACUAUCUCGACACUUUGGAACGGCAGCGCGAGCGUCUUCAGAGCCAGCAAGGCGGUUUCACGCCCCACCUGUUCAGCGUGGCCCUCCGUCAUCUCCGACAGAUUUGUACCCACAUUCAGGUGGGCGCUUUGCAGCGCGGCGGCUUAGGCAACGUCCUGGAUCGUGGCGGACGCAUGCACCUUGGUAGUCGCCUCAUGACCAUGGAGGAGGCCCUGAAGAAAAUGAACGACGAUCAUCAGGCCGAGGUUAUCACCGAGACCCGUCUGCUCAUGCGGUACAAGAUCAAGAAGGGCCAGCUGUACAUCCUUAACGACAAUGACAACAUGCGACAGUUACGCGCGAUCGGGCAAUACGAGGAGGUACGCCAGAUGAGUACGGCGUUACUUGAGAGUGCACGAGCUCAGUUGGCCGAGGCCGUCGGGGACCGUGAGGACAGUGUGGAUGAAGAGGAAACCCACAAGUUGUCGCGGCACGAACGCGACCGCGUCAAGCUGAUCACGUCGAUUCGUUCCAGCAUCCGUGAGACGCUGCUCCUUGUCCAUCGUGCAUGGUUCCUCGAGGGCGACGCCCACCACCAGAUGCUCGACGAAGGCAGGGAAGUGGCAGGCUAUGAAGCGGCCGAGGCCAUCCGCAGGGAAAUCCUCAAGCGCCCUCUCGAGAUUGCCGAACGGUCGAUCACGACCCUAGCUACGGCGUUUGAACAGCACCCCGCGUACGCCCGGGCUGAUGAUCUUCGUUCCAGCAAUACCAACCACUUGGGCGGCCUCUUGUCGUCCAACGUAAUUGAGCAGUCCAACAGUUUGCUCAAGAUUCUGAACGACAACGCCCUACUUGUGCAUAGUUGGCGCCAGAAGCUCUACGAACUGCUGACUGGACCUGUCGAGGCGCCGAAUGAGGAGGUCCCGUUGCCUGGAGAAGGACAGGAGGUGGAGAACCCCGACGAAGAGUAUUAUGCCAAAGCGCUCCAAGCGCAGGGAGAGAUCGAGGCAUACCUUACCGCAUACGCAGCUGCCAUUGCGGAUCGCAAAGAAAUGCUGGUGGAAGACCGCACCAUUCUUGCCACCCAUGAGAGUCGCAUCACCAAGAAGCGUGUAACCAAGAACUCGAAGGACGCCGCCGAGGACGCGCAGAACAUCGACCUGACCCAGGUUGACGACCAGACGCUUAACCUCAUGCUCGAGCGGCAGGCAUUCCGUGACCGCCGCAAGCAGGAGGACUGCGAACGCCCGCUCAAAGCCAUGCUCAUUGACCUCAACAACAUUGAGCACAGUGCGCUGAGACAGGAGGAGUCGUUGAUUGCGAAGGAUGCGGCGACUUACUUGCGGGCGUACAUCAAGGCCCAGACAGAGAUGGCCACAAAGUUGAACAAAGAGCUCGAGACGAUCCGUGCAACGUUCAAUCGGCGGGCUGUCUACUUUGCCGCCCUGCAGGACAUCUCCGACUCGGUCGCGUCUGAGGACUCGACAAUCUUCCGGCAGGCAUACCGCAAUGUCGACCGCAUGGUUCAAGGCUGCAAUGAACGCCUCCAGGCCCUCCGUGUGCGCGGCCGAUACCUCCAGUACCUCGGCGGCGGUGGCGGUGACGCCAUGCGCGACAUGCACGAGGAGUGUGUCAUCUGCUUUGGCACAUCGGACGACACCUUUGCAAUGCUACUUGGCUGUGGGCACGCUUUCUGCGUGUCGUGCUACAAGGAGUAUCGCAAGUCGGCGUACAUGGGCCGCAAGUGUGCGACGUGCAAGCAGCCAAUCAACGAGCGCGAAGCGACGCGUGUACGUAUCAUGAAGCCGAACGAAGCUGAGGCUGGUACCUCUGACUUGCAAGCGACUGGACAGCCAUCCCAGUCUGAGGAAGAGGAGGUACUGGACGAGGAUCUCUUCGGCGAUGUGGACGAGGCGAGCGCGGCUGCCGAGCGAGAUGCGCGCAACCGCGCGCUCGACAGGAUCAACUACAUGCCGCCAACGAGCCAGAGGGACAUCCAUGCAAUGGACACGAUGGGCGAGUACGGCUCCAAGAUCGACUUCCUCGUCAAACAUCUAAAGUGGUACAAGAUCUUGCAUCCAACCGUGCGCCACGUUGUGUUCUCGAACUGGGCCGAUUCUCUACAUAUUGUCGAGCAAGCACUGCGUGCAAACGGCAUCAAGUUUGUGUCGUUUGAUGCCAAUUCGAAGAAGAACAAUGUGGUGGAGAAGUUCCACGCCGACAAGUCGAUCACAGUCUUCCUGCUGCACGCGGAGCGCGAGAGCGCGGGCCUGACUCUGACGUCUUGUGGGACAGUGCAUCUCCUUGAGCCGGUCCUGCAACACAGCUUUGAGCUGCAAGCGAUUGGGCGUGUCGAUCGUCUCGGACAGCAGCAGGAGACGCGUGUCUACUGCUAUGCGACACUCGACACGGUCGAGUCGCGCAUCUUAGCACAGGGUGUGCGCAACGGCACGUCGAUCUACCUUGCCGACAAGGAGGAGGACGAAGCGGUGAUGGCGACGAUGGACAAUGUUGCGCACGCCGCGAGGCACGGCGGUGAUGUGUCGGCCGUGGCAAGUGCCAUUGACGAGGACCUUCUGAAGUUGAUUUUUUAG